UGACUCGAGGGUGGUGUGAGAAACGGGUGAGGGUGAUCAGACCAGCCCGAGGUUCGGUUAUGAUAUGUCAGGGUCCGUUCUUGCUCCUAACUUGACCUAACGAAUAAAGAGACCAGCCGCGUGCUGCUCUUAUUUCCCCCCACCGCAGCUUCCGCUGGUCGCGACGUAUCUAUCAGUCAGGCCGUCGCAGCAACCACGCAUGGCAGGCGCGACAGGCGCGAGCGGGGGAGGGAACAUGAGUGGUCGAGGCGGGGAAUUGUCGAGUCGUAGGGUGGUCGCAGUAGGUCGCACGCCGCAGAGGGAGUCGCGCGGAAUGGGAUUAGGCGACGCAAGGGACAGCAGGGAGGAUCGCCGCGUGAACGGGUGGAGGAGCGGCGAGGCAGUGCGGGCGGGAGAUGGGAGGGAGGCGAGCAGCCGGGAGAAGAAGAAGCGCGUGUCGCGGGUGGUGCGGACGGCGUGGGUCCAAUGCGACGACGCCAAGUGCAAGAAGUGGCGCCGCGUGCCGGCGCAGAUUGCGCGAGCCAUGAGCAGCAGCGACGCCAGAUGGUUCUGUCGCAUGAAUCCUGACCCCGCCUUCGCCAGCUGUCGCGUGCCGCAGGAGAGCGACGACGCGAACGACAACGACGACGCCGACGACGACGACGAAGCGGAGCAGGACACGCGGGAGGAGAGCGUCGCGGGGGGGAAUAACAGCAGGAGCACGGGCAAGCGCGCGUGGAUCCGCAUAGUGGAGAACGAGUACCUGCACCGCCGCCCCAAGCUGCAGCGCACGGACGAGGUCCUCGUGUGUCAGUGCGUGCCGCCGCCCCCCGGGCGCCGCGUGACGGGGUGCGGGGACGCGUGUCUGAACCGCCUCGUCAGCAUCGAGUGCGACCCCAAGCUCUGCCCCUGCGGCGCCGCCUGCGCCAACCAGCAGUUCCAGCAGCGGCGGUACGUGAAGGUGGAGAUAGCGCGGUACGGGCGCAAGGGGUACGGCGUGCGCGCGCGGCAGGGCGUGGCGGCGGGGCAGUUCAUAGUGGAGUACGUGGGCGAGGUGCUCAACCGCAAGGCGUUCGCCGUGCGCCUGGAGGAGUACAGGCGCGCCAAGCAGCGCCACUACUACUUCAUGACGCUCAACAACAGCGAGGUGAUCGACGCGUGCCGCAAGGGCAACUUCUCGCGCUUCCUCAACCACAGCUGCGAGCCCAACUGCUGCCUCGAGAAGUGGAUGGUGCGGGGCGAGCUGCGGAUAGGGCUCUUCUCCCUGCGCCCCAUCAAGGCGGGCGAGGAGCUGUCGUUCGACUACAACUACGAGCGCUUUGUGGGCGCGCGCCCCACGCGCUGCUACUGCGGCAGCCAGGCGUGCCGCGGCGUGCUGGGCGGCGCUGAGCUUAAGAAGCCAAGAGUGCGCCCCGCCGUGCGGCGUGCCGUGGAGGAGGAGGAGGCGGAGGAGGAAGAGGAAGAGGAGGAAGAGGAAGAAAGUGAGAGUGAGGAUGAGAGUGAGAGUGAGGGUGGGAGUGAGAGCGGGUCUGGGAGUGAGAGUGAGUGGGAGGAGGUGUAUGGCUCAGAGGAGGGGAGUGAGGAGGAGGGAGCGGAGGAGCAGUGUGGGUACGGUCACGAUGCAGUGGGUGGGAGCAGGCGGGAUGCCACACAUAUGGGGGGGGAGGGGGCACAUGGAGCAGAAGGAGAGCAGGCGAGCGAUUCGCGGAGGGCGUGGGGAGUGGGUCUAGCGUGGGAGGGCAAGAGGGCGCGGUCACGGCCCGCUGCCACCCACCCCAGGUCCCACCGCUCUGCGCCCUCCCGCUGGCUCCUCUCCUCCCCGCGCCCCCCUACCUCCUCCCACGCGCGCCCCCCCUCCUCUGCCUCUGCCCGCCCAAGCUCUCUCGAGGCGGUGGCAGGAGCAGGGGGAGAGGGGGGGGUGGAGGAGGCGUUGGAGCUGCUGCUGGACGGCAACGACGCGCUCAUUAAGGGCAAGAGCACGGCGCGGUCGUUUGUGCGGCUGCUGAUGCGCGCCACCUCCUGCGGUGACUUCUCCUCUGGUGUCCCCAACUUCAGUGCAAAGGAGGUGUCGCUGCUGCUGGAGGCGCUGCUGCGCACGUCGUCGAGGACGCUGCUCAAACACAUCAUCGCCACCAACGGGCUGAACGUGCUGCAGAUUCUGGGGCGCAAGCUGCAGCACGAGAGGGAGCGCGUGGCCAUCCUGAGGAAGCUGCUGCGCGUGGCGCACCACCUGCACGCCACUGCCGCUCUCUCCCUGCAGGCCGCACAUGCCAUCCCGCCCACCGCCAACGAGAGCUUCUCGGCGCUCAUCGGUCGUCUGCGCCGCCACCGGGACGCGGAGGUGCAGCGCCUCAGCGCCGCCCUCUCUGCCCUCUGGGGCCUGCCGCCCCUCCACCCGCGCCGCCGCGCCGCACACCUCUCCCGCUCGGGCGACCGCGGCUGUGGGCCGGGCGAGGGGCGUGGGCGCGCGUGGGAGGGCAGGGAGGGCAGGGGGCACAGGGCUGGCAAGGGCAGGCGCAUGCAUGGCAGGAUGGCAGGUGCAGCAGAGGUGGCAGGUGCAGCAGCAGGGGAGGGGGGGAAUGCAGCCGUGGCACAUGCUGCCGCGUCUGCAGCAGCCGCUGUGGCUGCAGCAGCGGCGGCGGCAGCAGCAGCAGUUGCCAGAAGCCCAGCAGCAGCUUCACAGCCUCCCCACCGACACACUUCCUCCCUUGCAGAUUCUGUCGCUGCUGCUGCUGCUGCUGCUGCUGCUGCUGGUUCGUCUGCCUCUUCUCCCCCCGACCCCUCUUCAGCCACAGCCACGACCGCAGUCGACCCCUCUGCCUCUGCCUCGGCUCCCGCUCCUUCGCCUCUGACUGCUCCCCCCUCUGCUGCGGCUGAUUCCUCCGCUGCUGCUGCUGCUGCUGCUGCAGCUGCCGCCAGCAUGCCCUUCCUGGCGCACACGCUGCGCCACCUGCAGUCGCUGCCACACUUGCACUCAUUGCCGCACCUGCAGUCGCUGCCGAUAGGCAUGAACCUGGGUAUGGGGGGGAAUCUGGGGCUGGGCAUGGGCAUGGGUAUGGGCAUGGGCAUGGGCAUGGGCUUGAACGUCCCCCCCAAUCUGUGCCACCUGCUGCCGCUGGCGUGCCACUUCCCCUUCCACUACUCCCUGCCCCUGCCUCUGCGCCUCGCCCUCGCUCAAGACCCAGCCUCCCUGCUGCUGCUGCAGCAGCAGUCGCCUGCAGCAGCGGCAGCCGUGGCAGCGGCAGCAGCAAUGGCAGGGCCUGGGGGUCUACCCCAGGGGGGUGGAGACGCAGGAGAAGCAGCACACAGGGCCCCUGCUGCACCUGCUGCUGCUGUUGCUGCUGGUGCUGGUGCUGGUGCUGGUGCUGCUGGUGCUGGUGCUGGUGCUGGUGCUGGUGCUGCUGUGACUGUUGCUGCUGCUGCGGCUGGUGAUUCUGGUGGUGAUGGGGAUGGCGAUGGUGCUGCAGCUACCAAUGGCAGCAGUGCUGCUGCCAGUGACACUAGUGCUGCCAACCCAUCCCCAUCCACGCCAUGUGCCCAUCCCCAUGGAGUGCCAGCUGAAGCCCCACCUCUCGCUGCAUCGCCCUCCCUCCCCCCCUCUGCGCACCCCUCGCACUUCUCUGCCGCCACCACGGCGGCAGCAGCAGCGGCGGUGCAGCAGAUGAUGCAGCGGCGGAUCGGCCUCGCCCUCUCCCACGCUGUCUCCCAAGCCACCGCCGCUGCUGCCGCUGCCACUGCGGCUGCCAAGGCUUCCGCCCCUUGCCAACUGCCUGCUGUCCCGGCGUCUGCUGCCCCCUCUGCCCCGCCUGCUCCUCCCGUGCCCGCCUCCUCCGCCGUGCCACAUGCCACUCAACCCCUCGCCUGCCCUCCCUCCUCUCCCUCCGCCCUUCCUCCCUCACAACCCUCCCAUGACCCGACACCUGCUGCUGCUUCGUCACCCUCUCCCCCAUCCCCCUCUCACAAGCUCUCCUCCCCCUCUCACCUCACCUCUCACCUCACCUCUCACCUCACCUCUCACCUCACCUCUCACCUCACCUCUCACCUCACCUCUCAGCAUGCCUCCCCGCCUCACAGCCCGACCUUUCCUGCCCCUGCUCCGUGCCCUGCACCCGUUGAUGCUGCUGCUUCCAAGGGGCCAAAGAGGAGGCACGCGUGGAGGAGCGUGGGAGCAGAGAAGGAAGGAGAGAAGGGAGGGGAGAAGGAAAGGGAGAAGGGAGGGGAGAAGGGAGGGGAGAAGGGAGGGGAGAAGGGAGGGGAGAAGGGAGGGGAGAAGGGAGGGAAGGAAGCAGAGAUGGAAGGGGAGAAGGAAGGGGAGGGCAAGGUGGGUGGGGAUGGAGUGGGGAGGCACGUUCCAGGGUGUGGUGGGUUUCCAGCUGCUCAACUGCUUGCACCAUGCGCCUCUGUAUCUUCUUCUUCUGCUGCUGCUGCUGCUGAUGCGGCUGGCACAGCGAGCGGGGAAGCUGGGCAGAGGACGGAGGGGUCAGCAGCAGCUGCAGCAGUGCCCUGUGCUGCAGACCACCCGCCACGCUCCCCCCCUGCUGCCGUGCUCACAGCAUGUGCAGCAGGCAGUGGGGGCAGCACAUGGCAUGGAGUGGCGGCACAUGCAGCAUCAGGCGCAGCAUGUGAUGGAUCGCAUGCCACGUGGCAUGGUGCAUCAUCAAACGCCACUCAUGCCAUGGAUCCCUCGCCUGGCUCUAUCACCCUCCCUUUUGCCGCCACUGCAGCUGCUGUUGAGCCUGGGUGCAGUGGGGUGGGAGCAGAGGUGCCCAGUGAGAGGCGGGGAGAGCAGGGCAUGGCAGGGGAGUGGAGGGCAGGCACGGAGGGGGCAGGGGCACGGGGUGUAGGGGAGCAUGCUGAGGGGGGUGUGGUAGCAGGCACCGGUGCAGGUGGCGCAGGUGGUACAGGUGACGCUGCUGUAGAGAGCAGGACAGCAACAGCAGCAGCAUGGGCGAGCGGUUUAGGUGGGUUGGCUGCGGUACGUGAGUGGGAAGGAGUGAAGACUGCCGCGGCACCCAUGGCGCCACGGCCGCUGUUCAAGUGGGUGGUGCGGGAGAUCCCCGCACAUGAGCACAUGCACGCAGGCGCCGCACCGCAUGCUGCUGACAUGGCUGGUACGGGCAUGGCUGGUGCAGGCAUGGCUGGUGCAGGCAUGGCUGGUGCGGGCAUGGCUGGUGCAGGCAUGGCUGGUGCAGGCAUUGGAGCACUGAACAGUGGUGGAAUGAUGUGGGAUGGGGGAGUGCGGUGGGGGGAGAGAGUGGGAGGAUUCGGGUUUAUGCAAGGGGCACAAGGGCUUGCCGCAUAUGGCAUGGCGUAUGGCAUGCGGUCAGUGCAGCAGGCAGCAGUGCAGCAGCAGCAGCAGCAGCAACAGCAGCAGCAGCAGCCAUACGAUACAUGCAUUUAUGGAGAUGGAGCAGCAGUGGCAGCAGCAGGCAGAGGGAUGGGGUACACGCAGGCAGCAGGGCCAUGGGCUAUAGAGCACGGUGGGUGGCAUGGGGCUCGUGGUGGAAACGUGAUGGCGGGAGGUGUAGAGGCAGAGGAAAUACCCUCUCAUGGACCAGACUCAGUGCAGGUUUCUCACACUGCUAACAACGCCACUGACACCGCUUUUAACACUACUAAUACCGCUCAUAACACCACCGACACCGCUCAUAACACAACUGACACCAGUUACAGCAUGGACCUGUCGCCGAAUUCGACUGAGAUGACACUGGAGCUGACUAGCAUGGGGCUAGGUUUGACUGACAUGAAACCAGACUUGACGAAUCUGGUUUCAAAUGAGUUGACUAACAUGAAACCAACAGCUGUUGACAUGAAACCAGCAGCUGUUGACAUGAAACCUACAGCCGCGGAUAUGAAACCGACAGCUGUUGACAUGAAACUGGCAGCUGUUGACAUGAAGCCAACAGCUGUUGACAUGAAAUCAGCAUCUGUUGACAUGAAACCAGCAGCUGUUGACAUGAAAUCAGCAUCUGUUGACAUGAAACCAGCAUCUGUUGACAUGAAACCAGCAGCUGUUGUCUGGAAGCCGACAGCUGCUGAUACGGCUGAACAGCAGCCGGUACCCGGUGGUAGUGUUGACACGCAACAGAGGGCAGGGAAUGCGGCUGAUGCGAAGGGGGGGGAGUAUAGCAUGACUGACAUGGAGCAGGGAGGAUUUAGCAUGGCUAACAUGACGCAUGCUUUGCCACAGCCGCAUGUGGGCCACGAUCAUGGGGAUGGGCGAGCGCCCGUGAUGCGCACGUUGAGCAAGGACGGCAUGGCCGCGUGCGAGCACAGCUGGCAGCGCUGCCCGAGCCACGUGCAGCAGCAGGGGAAGGCGCAGGAGAAGCAAGGGGCGCGGUGGCAGCAGCAGCAGCAAGGGGUGGGGCAGCAGAGCGAAGCGGAGGCGGAGAAGCAGGAGUGGCGGCAGCAGGCACAGCAGCAGCAGCAGUGCGUGAAGGAGGAAAGGGUGGAGAUGGCGGGGGGGAGGGAGAAGGACGCAGGCAUGGAUGCAGGCAUGGUUGCAGGCAUGGAUGCAGGCAUGGUUGCAGGCAUGGAUGCAGGCAUGGAUGCAGCGAGCCGGACGCAUGGCGAGGCGACGACGGCCUCUGAGGGCCGUGAAGGGGGCGGAUGGAGGGAGGCGCAGGAGGGUGUGGCAGCGAAGGGAGGUGUGGCAGCGAAGGGAGGUGUGGCAGCGAAGGGAGGUGUGGCAGCGAAGGGAGGUGUGGCAGCGAAGGGAGGUGUGGCAGCGAAGGGGGCGGCGGCACAGGAUGCACGGUUGGUGGAAGGGGCGACGAGGCAAGCAGAGGAGGGGCAGCAGGGCGAGACGCAAGGAGGGGCGAGCAAGGCACAGAGCGAGGGGGAGAAGUCAUGUGCGCUGCGAGGGGGGAAGAGGGAGGAGGUGGACGGGGAGAGCAGAGAUGCUUUGGAGAGGGAGGAGCAGGGGCAAGGAGUGGCUGAGAUGGCAGCUCAAGGAGAAGGGGCAGGAGAGAAUGGGAAGCAUGGCGAGGCGGAGGGAAAUGUGGUGCAGGCAAAGGGGAGGAGGGUGCGAGGGGGAGCAGCCAAGGCACAGGAGAGGCUGAGACGCUGGCAGCAGCUGCAGCAGCAGGCAGUGCAGGCAGAGCAGGCGGACAGGCAGGGUGGGACGGAAACCCAGGCCGGGCAGGGUGGAGCGCAGGGUGGGGUGCAGGGUGGGGUGCAGGGUGGGGCGCAUGGUGUUGGUGAGGCUGGUGGGCAGAGAGAAGAGGAGGGUGUGGGCGCCAGUGGAGAAGCAGGCUGCACCGCAGCAGAGGCGCUACCAAAGGGGAGAGAGGGCGCAGGGGAGGGACAGGGGGAGAGGGAGAAGGAGGGGGUUAGAAGAGAGCGAGAGGGCACAGAGGAGCGAGGGGUUGCGAGGGAGCAGAUGGGAAGGUCGGUUGUGGAUAGCGAGCUUCAAGUGCAGCAGCAACCAGAGCUUCAGGUGCAGCAGCAACCAGAGCUACACCGGCCAGUUGUGAGCGUCCUAAAUCAGGGCCUUGUAGCACCACCUGUUAAUGCUGCUGCUGCUGCUGCUGUUGGUGCUGGGUGUGGUGGUGGUGGUGGUGGUGGUGGUGGUGGUGGUGGUGGUGGUGGUGGUGGUGGUGGUGGUGGUGGUGGUGGUGGUGGUGGUGGUGGUGGUGGUGGUGGUGGUGGUGGUGGUGGUGGUGGUGGUGGUGGCAGCACUAGUGGCGCCACUGCUGGGCCAUCAGCAGCACAGCCGCAGUCACUGACAAGGUGUCAACCGUCUCCUCCGUCCCACGCACAUCCAAACCCUGCCGCCCAUCUCUCGCCACCAUCGCCUCCUAUGCUCUCCUCAUCAUCCCCCCCCAUCCUCUCAUCGUCACCCCCCCCCAUCCUCUCAUCGUCACCCCAGCUCGUGACAAGGUCAACUCUCAUGCAACCCCAUGCGUCCUCCCCUGUACCUCCUUCCCCCCUGCCCUCCAUGCCCCUCCUGCCUCCCGCCCACCCCUCUACGCCCACCCAUACCGCCUCUUUCCCCAACCCUCCCACCCUCCCUCCCGCCACCUGGCCCUCUCCUGCCCCGCCUCUCCCUCCCGCAUGCGCGCCUCUCCCUGCUGUGCCCGCAUCGCGCCCGCCGUUCAAGCUCAAGUGGAGCGUGCGCAUCAUCACUGCUGAUGCACCCGCCGCUGCUGCCCCCGCUGCUGCUGCUGCUGCUGCAGACCCAGCACCGCCACAUUCCCUUGAGGCAGCCCCCAUGCCAGCAGCAGCAGCAGCAGCAGCAGCAGCGGCAUCGGCAGCAGAGGAAGCGGCAGCAAGAGGGUGUGCAGCACAGUGGCAGGGGCAGGGGCAGGGGCAGGGGCAGGAGGCACAGCAGCAGCACAUGCAGGUGCAGGCGUGGCAGCAGCACACGGAGCACACGGAGCACACGGAGCACACGGAGCACACGGAGCACACGGAGCACACGGGCCGAGGGCAGCACAGAGAUGCGCCUUCAUGGCUUUCCCGGGCCUCUGGCGCCCCGCGCUUCACCUGCAACUGGCAUGUGGAACCCGCCCCACUGCACGCACCCCCUCGCCAUCCCUCUCCUCCCCCGCCUCUCCCCCUGCCUCUUCCUUUCCCCCUCAUUUCCCCCGUCUGUCUCCUGCGGCACCUGCUGCCCUUGCUGGGGGCACUUCUUGUGCCCACCCAAACGCCCUGUGCGCGCUGUCGCAGCAGCAGGUGCAGUGUCAACUGGAGUAUCAGCAACAUGAACAUCACGAGCAUCAUUAUCAUCACGAGCAGCAGCAGCAGCAGCAUGAGGCCACCCAGUGUGCAGGCGAGGAUCCUCCCUCCCUCUGUCCCAUGGCACCGCCUCACUCUGCUCCUCGUGCUUCCCCCACUCACUACCCUGCUCCCUCUUCCAUUCCCUCCUCCCUCGCCUCGUCCUUGCCCUCGGUCCUGACCUCCUCUCUGCCGCUCUCAUGGCGCCGUGCAGGCCGGCCCGUGUGGAGCGUGAGCACCGUGGCCGUGCCCGCUAGCCCCUGGGGCGAACAGCCCGCUCUCACUGCAGCACACGGCGCGGCUGAUCUCUGCACCGCUGCAGAUGCCACACAGCAUCCCACGCCUCAUGUGGACGCCUCGCCCAACCAGGCACCCUCUGUGGCACCACCUGAGCCACCAUCCUCCCUCCACAUGUCUCCUCACCCCCCUCCUUCUCACCCCCUGCCGCCUCUUUCCCCAGCGUCGUUCCACCCUGCACCAGAUGCCACCUGCCCUGCAACUUCCACCACCACCCUUUCCUCUCUGCAGGCCAGCACCCUGCCUCACGCACCCACGUGCCUCCCCCCCUCUCCUGCUGCAUCCCUUGCCCGCUUCCCACCCGCGUCUUCCCCUCCCCCUCCUCCCCCCCCACCUGCCU
Closterium sp. NIES-67 is the source of this 9334-nucleotide messenger RNA. The record is from the annotation of a GenBank genome assembly. Lineage: Eukaryota; Viridiplantae; Streptophyta; Zygnematophyceae; Desmidiales; Closteriaceae.